AUGCAGCCGAAAACAACCGGUUUGAACGGAAUGGCGACUACUACGACAACCAUAACGGCCCCGGAGGCGGAUCAGCAACCGUUUACUCUGAAGCUUGCUCACCACGACGCUUCGUAUCUGCCGACCGAGCGUUUCAAGACCAUAGACGGACUAUUGAAGAGCCAUGCGGCGGAGCCAGAACAAACGCCUCUGAUAUGCUAUCCAAAGAACGGCGCUUCGGAUUACGAAGAGCACACGGGUGCCGACCUCGAUCGAUUCACGGAUGCCGCUGUUCAGUAUUACAUCCGCAACGGCCUCGAGCCAGCAGUAAGGACAUCCGCAUUUGCAUUUGCAAUACAAAGCUGAUUGUAUCCAGGACCCAUCGUCAGAGAAGGCGCCGGUUGUUGCCCUGCUAGCACCUACAAGCUUCGACUACGUAAUAUCUUUUUUCGCGUUAAAUCGGCUGGGAUGGACGGCACUAUUCCUUUCCACCAGACUUAUAGCUCCUGCAUAUGCCCGACUGUUGGAACUGGCUGAUUGCAAGACUUUGAUCGUCCCAGAGUCAAACAAGGGCAUUGUCGAAGACAUCAACCAGGAUCGGCCAGGAUGUAAGGCCAUCCCUAUCCUUCAGCGUAGGGAUUACCGUGGUGUGCUUCGAGCGCCUGUCUUCCGACGCCAAGAUGUCGACAUGUCCAAGGAAGCAAAGAAGAUGGCUUGGAUCUUACAUUCUUCAGGCAGUACUGGCUUCCCGAAGCCGAUUUUCUUGACCAAUACAGCAUGUCUUGCCAACUUCAGGAAAAGCUUUGGACUGAGACACUUCUGCGUGUCACCACUCUUUCAUUCGCAUGGUCUCAUGGAGCUUGGACGGGCAUUCUACACUCGCGCGCCGACUUAUCUUGGCAACCACUCGCUACCUGUCACAUCACAGAACUUGGUCGAAGCAAUGGAAGUGGCAAAGCCUCAACAGGUCAGCGCUGUGCCAUACGUCCUUCAACUACUUGCCGAAAAGCCAGAGGGCGUUCGUACUCUUGCUAGGGCAACGCUUGUGCUCUUUGGCGGCAGCAGUUGUCCCGACGAGCUUGGCAGUCGACUGGUUGCCAACGGCGUCAAUCUAGUUGCGAACUAUGGCUGUACGGAGAUCGGCCAGAUCAUGACCUCGUUUAGGCCUACCGGCGACAAUGAGUGGCAGUACUUCCGGCUCCUGAGGCCUGCAGCGGAUUUCACACUCAUGGAUGAAAUUGCGCCAGGCGUAUUUGAAUGCGUCGGUCUUGACGGACUACCUUCCAAAGGACCUAGCAACACGGAGCCUCCAUUCAGUGCAACGAACCCAAAGAACGCUUUCCGAACCAAGGACUUGUUCACACGGCAUCCGGACCCCAAGAAGUCCAAUUAUUACAAGUACCUGGCUCGCUCCGAUGACCGCCUCACUCUGGUGAAUGGAGAGAAAGUCCUGCCGAUUCCGAUGGAGAACAGCAUAAGACUAGACCCGUUAGUCCGUGAAGCGGUUGUCUUUGGCUAUCAAAAAACAGUGCCUGGUGUACUGAUCAUGCGCUCCCAAGAGGAAGGGCUCGAACUCAGCAAAGACGAAUACCUGGCUGCGGUCUGGCCUUCUAUCGAGGCGGCCAAUCUACAAGCAGAGAGCUUCUCAAGGGUGCCCAAAGAGAUGGUGAUCGUUCAAAAUGCCGACAUGACGUACCCAAGAACAGAUAAAGGAACCUUCAUCCGCGCCCAAGUAUAUGAGCAAUUCGCAGAUGACAUCAGCAAGGCGUACGAGGCAUUCGAAGCUGGCAAUGAGGCUCGACCUGGAUCUCUUGCAUUUGAUGUCCCUGCAUUGGAGCAAUGGCUUCUGUUGAAGUUUGAGGAUGAGCUCCGGAUCAAGUUACCCAGCGUCGAUACCGACGUUUUCUCUGCUGGCAUUGACAGCUUACAGACGACACGACUCUGGCGUAGUAUCAAGAAGAACCUUGACCUUGGCGAAGGCGGAGCAACUCUGAGCCAGAACAUUGUCUUCGAAAAGGGCACCAUCAAGCAGCUCGCGAGACACCUCUACCAAUUACGAAUUGGAGAAGAGCUUUCCGAAGAAGAUGAUGAAAUCGAUGUCAUGCACGGGCUGGUUGAACAAUACUCGAACUUCACCCAGCACUUUGCAACCCGAACAGAGGAGCCAAAGAAUCAAGGGAUUCUCGUCACUGGAGCCACGGGCAAUCUGGGCGCCUUUGUUGUUGCAGAGAUGGCAAAGCGACCUGACGUCGCCGAGGUGUGGGCCUUGGUACGCGCUCCUGGCCAAGCUGCUGCUGGUGCUCGUGUCAUGCAAUCAUUAGCCUCGCGUGGCAUCAAACUCACCGACGAGGAAAGCUCGAAGCUGCGAGCAGUGCCGUGCGAUCUCAGCAGGCCUGAUCUCGGACUCGCUCCACAUGACCUGGGACAUCUUCUCGACUCUCUGACCUGCGUAGUGCAUUCUGCUUGGGCCGUCAACUUCAACCUUGGCGUCCGCAGCUUCGAGGAGCAACACAUCCGCGGCACAUACCACCUGAUCAAUCUCUGUCUGCGUAGCAACCUCCCAAGUCCUGCGAGGUUUUUCUUUUGUAGUAGCGUCAGCGCUGCAAGUGGAACGCCGAAGCCGGCUAUUAUCACUGAAGCAGCCGUCGAAGACUUCCACCACGCUCAACGGAUGGGAUAUGGCCGUAGCAAGCUCGUCGCUGAACAUAUCACACGCAACGCAAUGCGGAAGACCGGCAUGUAUGCUCGUGUUCUCCGAAUCGGCCAGCUCAGCGGUGAUACUGUAGGCGCAGACUGGAACGAGACCGAAGCCAUCGCCUUGAUGAUCCGGAGUGCAACGACGACAGGCUCCCUACCAGCUCUGGACGAACAGCCGAGUUGGCUACCCGUCGAUGACUGCGCCCGAGCCAUCGCGGAGCUAUCCCUGAUGAAGAGCGAACCGCACACCGACGAAAAUCUGGUAUAUCACCUGGUCAACCCAUCCACCUUCAGCUUCCGCCACGACCUCCUCCCGGCGCUUCAGAAGAGUAACCUCCCUGCCUUCGACAUUGUCGGCCCCGUCGAAUGGCUCGAACGGUUGGCGAACAGCGAGCAGGAUCUCGCAAAGAACCCUAGUGUCAAACUGAUAGAUUUCUGGAAGAAGAAAUAUGGCAAUGCAAGUGUUUCUGUCCCGAUGGAAGAGCAUGAUGAGCCUACGGGACUGGUUUUUGAGACGGCACGGACGAUUCGGGAUUGUCCGGUUCUGGGAGCAGUUCGUGAUCCCGUCAGUGAAGGGUUGAUGCAGAGAUAUGUUGAUGUUUGGAUGAAGAAGUGGACGAAUGCAUGA
Molecule: messenger RNA, 3304 nt
Organism: Lecanosticta acicola
Lineage: Eukaryota; Fungi; Ascomycota; Dothideomycetes; Mycosphaerellales; Mycosphaerellaceae
Source: the annotation of a GenBank genome assembly